Molecule: messenger RNA, 2088 nt
Organism: Prunus dulcis (almond)
Lineage: Eukaryota; Viridiplantae; Streptophyta; Magnoliopsida; Rosales; Rosaceae
Product: transcription termination factor MTERF9, chloroplastic-like
Exons: 5
Coding region: 83-1573 (496 amino acids)
Biological process (GO): regulation of DNA-templated transcription
Molecular function (GO): double-stranded DNA binding
Source: RefSeq, a predicted model, not a curated record
GAAGAAGGAGAAGAAGAUAAUGAUAUUGAUAAUAAAUAAUUCCGUAGAAGGGUUUUAGGGUAUAUUCUUUCUCUCUCUAAAAAUGGUACCUUUCUCUCUCUGCCCCUCUUCCUCCUAUCCUCCUCCCCCUUCUUUCAAACUCUACCACAAGUCCCGAUUCACUGUAACCACUCUCUCCGGUCUAUGUGGUCGUAAAAGAAGGUCCGGUUCCAGCUGCCGUCUCGUGGUGCUCUCAACCCACUCCAACCCCAAAAUUCUCAAGUCCAAUCGGAGGUCGCGCUAUGGCCAGCCUCGGUCUCCCUACGACCAAGAUGACGACGAAGAGGUUUCUCGUGCUAGUGAUGUGUCGGAUGACGAUUGGUUGCUCAAUGAUGACUUUGCAGAAAUUUCAGAGUUUGAUGUUAAUAGAAAGAGGUCCAAAUCACACAAGGGAUUUGCGAAUGGUCAUUCAGAUGGCAGAAACAGUAAGCACACUCUAGAGAAAAGUAAUGCAGCAAACUACUACAAUAGUUCUAAUCAAACAAAUGAUGUCAGUUCCUUGGAUGUACCUCGCAAGGGAAAGCUGUCUACAAGGAAAGCUAUGGAGGAUAGAUUUCCUCGGCUAUCAGAAGAGGUUGAAUUGGAUGAGAAGUGGUUACCUCUUAUUGAUUACCUUAGCUCAUUUGGGCUUAAGGAAUCACACUUUAUUCAAAUGUAUGAGAGGCAUAUGCCUUCUCUUCAAAUAAAUGUGUGCUCUGCAAAGGAAAGGUUGGAAUAUUUGUUGAGUGUUGGGGUCAAACAAAGAGAUGUAAGAAGAAUGCUUUUGAGGCAGCCACAAAUCCUUGAAUAUACAGUUGAGAACAAUUUGAAGUCCCAUGUUGCUUUCCUUAUGAGUUUGGGUAUUCCAAGUUCCAGAGUCGGGCAGAUUAUCGCUGCUGCUCCAUCCCUCUUCUCUUACAGUGUUGAGAAUUCAUUGAAACCCACCGUGAGAUACUUAGUUGAGGAGGUCGGGAUUAAGGAAAAAGAUUUAGGUAAAGUUGUGCAGUUAAGCCCUCAAAUUCUAGUUCAGCGGAUUGAUAUAUCAUGGAAUACUCGUUUGAAUUUUCUUUCUAAGGAGAUAGGAGCACCCAGAGAUAGUAUUGUGAAGAUGGUUAAAAAACAUCCCCAGUUCCUCCACUAUAGCAUCGAUGAUGGACUGCUCCCCAGGAUCAAUUUCCUUAGGAGUAUUGGGAUGUGUAAUGCUGACAUCUUGAAAGUCUUAACUAGUCUGACACAGGUACUAUCCCUAUCACUGGAGGAGAAUUUGAAACCCAAGUACAAGUACUUGGUCAAUGAACUUCAUAAUGAAGUGCAUUCCUUGACCAAAUAUCCUAUGUACCUAAGCUUGUCUUUAGACCAGAGAAUUCGCCCCCGACAUAGGUUCUUGCUUUCUCUGAAGAGAGCUCCUAAGGGGCCAUUUCCUUUAAGUUCAUUGGUCCCCACUGAUGAAUGCUUCUGCCAGCAGUGGGCUGGAACUAGCUUAGAUAAAUAUCUGGAUUUCCGGCAGAGAUUACUGCUCAAGGAGUUUGCCAAAAAAUAUGAAAGAAAGGGAUAGCAUCUUCUCCAAAAGGAUGCCCGAGGUUACUGACACAAGUGUUUGAUGAGCAGAGCAGCCUCCCUUUGCAACUUCGUCUGCGAAUGAAUUUCAAUGUAUGCCACUGUUAACAAUAACCUCCAUGAAGUUCAGAGUUUCUGGUUAUUAUAAACCUGGAGUAAGCAAGUUUCCAGGUUGUUGACAGUUUCCCGUUGGGAUGGUUAGUUUGUUUCUCAUGUAGGGUAUAUAGGUGGUACCUCACUCCACUCCAGUGCUAUUAGUUGUUCAUACAGGAGCAGCUCCAGUUUUGUAUACAACGUUACAUUCUCAGGUCAAGGCAUCUAGAUGAGUAUUAUUUUUGAGGUUCUAACUGCUUGUGACCGAAAAGACAAUAGACGACACGACAAUCUAUGCUUUAAGGUUAGUAGUGUAUUUGCAUCUUCUCAACUCUCAAGUGGACAAACGAGAAGCUUUACUAACUGCGGUUUAUUUAAAACAGGAGCGUUCGUUCUUCUACUGUAUGCGUUCUAAGUCGG